Molecule: messenger RNA, 222 nt
Organism: Knipowitschia caucasica
Lineage: Eukaryota; Metazoa; Chordata; Actinopteri; Gobiiformes; Gobiidae
Source: the annotation of a GenBank genome assembly
AUGGAGGAAGCACCAGGACCACAGCAGGUGACACACAAUAGAGUGAGUGAUGUUCAUGUUUGGUCAGAAGCAGAACCCAACGACAGAGAGACCCAGCCCCGCUACGUUACCCCCCCCCAGCCCCCCACAGAGGCCCCUGAAGACCCCGCCUCCUGGAACAGUGAGGUGUGGAGGGAGAAGAGGAUCAGAGGCUAUUGUGGAUCCGCACCUAAGCUCCUGUAA